AGCACGCGCUCCCAUCCAAAUCCGACUAUCUGCCGAGUGCUCAGCUCAGUAGCGACAGCUUAGCCGGAGAUCCGAGUUCUAUCCGACUACGCAGGACAAGUAUUCGGUAGCCGCCGCAAACGACACGCCACGCAUGGGUAAUAUCGCGUCGCAGUGCGUCGCGGCCGGCUCCGGCAGCCGCGCGAGGCCUCUGGUCGUCGGGCCGGACGGCAGCCGGUCGUGGCCGGAGGAGGGCACCGGGGUCGCCGAGCUGAUGAUCGAUGCGCCUGGGUACGUGGUGGCUCGUGCCGCGGACGUGACCAAAGAGCGGCGGGUGCGGGCGAGGGCGGCGGACGAGCUCCUCCGCGCCGGCGAGGUGUACCUCCUCGUGCCCGCUGGGCGGACCGGGGCGCGGCUGGGUGACCGGGAGGUCGAGGCCAUCAGCCGGUUGGUCUCGGGGGAGAAGAAUUCGAGAAAGGGCAGGCCCGGAGCCGGAAAGAGGGUAUUCCCGGAGGUCAACGACGAGGAGGUGGUGGUUGAAGGAAAGGCAGUCGGGUGUGCCAGUGCCAGUAAACGGGCCCAGGUCCAUGGGCUUGGGCCCAGGCAGUGGAGGCCCGCGCUGGAUACCAUCUACGAGGCUUAGAAUUGCAGAGAGAGAUGAUUUUUGCUCUUGAUUUGUUUUUAGGGAUAAGAUAGGAUAGGAAAUCCGAUUCUUUCAUUCAUAUUGUUUUUCCUUGCUCUUCCUGUGGAGAGCAUGGGUGGAGAAGUUGUGCAUAUAUCUUGUGAAGUAUUAACCCUUUGAUAUUUCUCAAAAGAAAAA
This is a messenger RNA of Phragmites australis (common reed), 799 nucleotides long. RefSeq lists its product as uncharacterized. The transcript has a single exon. Bases 134 to 622 code for a protein of 162 amino acids. NCBI's taxonomy places the organism in Eukaryota, Viridiplantae, Streptophyta, Magnoliopsida, Poales, Poaceae. The record is from RefSeq and is a predicted model, not a curated record.